AUGGCCAUAACGACCUGUUUGGCUGAAAAAGCAGAAUUUUUAUCAAGCGAAAACGAUGGCGACUAUCUCUCAGAAGAAGAUGGAGAUCCACACAAAGAACUUACGCUUAGUGAUUUUAUAGACCCCGAGAACAUUUAUAUCCAUGAAUCGGUCUAUUCAAAAUUUCUUAUCAUGGCCGUGCGAAUGAACGAAGACGAAAUUGUCAAAGAUCUCUUGGAUAACAGUUGUUUCAAUUUAAAUGAAGUCGACAAGUUCGGCAUGACAUUAUUGCACUACGCUGUAGACUUUGAUACCUUCGAGAUUCUGAAGAUACUCGUUAAACGAGGAGCUCUUCUUGAUUUUGGAAACACAUGGGAAAACACUCCGCUCCAUUUUGUAGUUAAAAACAGUAGUCGAGAUUAUAUACGUCAUCUUUUAGACUCUGGAGCCUCCGUCAACUUCAAAAGCUACCAAUCUAAUACUCCACUUCACUAUGCUAUCGCGACAAAAGACCUGGAAAUUAUCGAUAUGCUUGUAAGCAAUAGUGCAGACAUAAAUGCAGUAUCAAAAAGUGGUUCGCCGCUUUGCAUUUCCUGUGGUUUUUAUUCAAACUCGGAAUUAAUAAAAUUUAUCAAAAGAGAAGACAACUAUUCUUAUGUUUGCGACAAGAGAGUUAUAGAUGAUCUCCUUGAACAUGGUGCUCAAAUGAAUCUCAGAACUGAAAAGAGAGACUCCAUUGCAUUUAGCCUGUAA
This is a messenger RNA of Belonocnema kinseyi, 732 nucleotides long. RefSeq names its product serine/threonine-protein phosphatase 6 regulatory ankyrin repeat subunit A-like. The transcript has a single exon. Gene Ontology annotation, cellular component: nucleus. The record is from RefSeq and is a predicted model, not a curated record. Gene Ontology annotation, biological process: positive regulation of transcription by RNA polymerase II. NCBI's taxonomy places the organism in Eukaryota, Metazoa, Arthropoda, Insecta, Hymenoptera, Cynipidae. The coding region runs from base 1 to 732 and encodes 243 amino acids. Gene Ontology annotation, molecular function: transcription cis-regulatory region binding; protein binding.